AUGGCUACCGCACCGUCAAAAUCGUCCUUAGCCUCGAAGAAGGCAGUACUUGUAUCCAUAAAUGAUUCAGAAGUUCUUCGCUUUGGUCGCUUUCGUCUUGCAUACGAUGAUAAUACUAACAUAGGAUCCAUAUCACUGACAUUGGAGGCAAACAUCGCUAAUUUGAGCGGUAGAUCACAACUGGUCUUGAGAAUUUCUCCAGAAUCAGUUCAAGAAUGCACAUUAGCCAUGCCAAGCAACGUCAGUCUCUUCCCAAAUGAAUGGAUUGAUUUACUUCCCGCACAUGUUCCAAGUAUCAAGGACGUGAUAACACUGAGUCUCACACUUGAUACACCUGGCUCUGUUUACUGUCAACCUGGGAUAGAGCAUUUAUAUCCAGCUGAUCCGCUGGACUCGAAUUUCGGUAUAUUCGCAAAGAUCUGUAAAUCCAGGUUUUUGAACAUUCAUUUCUCUACACGACAAUUCAAGAGAAGCGGAGUGGCUCCGCUCACAACUUUCUCUGUUGCCUUACAGGAAAAGUGUGUUCAGGAAGACCCUUUUGAAUGUGCACGCCAGAAGGUUGUCAAGAGAGAUUGGCGUGUCUUCGGUCUCUUUACCGAACCACCCCCUUACACUGAUGGACCUACAUUCAACCAAGGGCAGCAAUCAAGUCCACCUUUAUACUCUGAAGGUUCCAAAUCCACGCCAGUGGUCAGAAAACGCUACAGAGACCAAGGGUCAAUUUCCCGUGACGAAUCUGAUUCCGAUGAGAGACAAAAGAGACCGCGUUUUUCAUCCCCAUCGUCAGUCGGCUGUCCUACGGAAGUUAACACGCCGAGUACCCAAACAUUUGCAUCCUCAUCGCCCGGCUCACCUACCGAAGCGAAUACACCGAGUAUACUCUCGCACUCACCGUCCUCAAUUCGUCCAACUCAAUUUACGUAUGCUCUAGACCGCGAGAAUCUUGAGCGUAUUGCACAAAGGCUCUGCGGUGUUUCUGAUGAUUCAAUCCGUGAAGUGUUAAUGCAAUCUGGACACCGGCAUCUGCUGGCUUCACCGGGAGGCAUAGCAAUCAACUCGCGGUCUGAGUCUAGGAAUAGUGGCUCUGCCAAGGCCAAGUGCCGUAUCCGCCACUAUAUCCGACAAUAUGUUGAUGUCAUGAUUGAUACUCGCGUUAUGCCAUAUAUCGGCCACACUGUCAAAACUGCUAUUUCUGAGGCUGCUGAUCAGAUUCUUGAUCUCGGAAAAACGAAAGAAGCCGAAGUCUGUGAGCUGAUCGACGAUGGCAUUACUGAGAUACAGAUUAAGGCUGAUGAGUGUUCACGGGAAAUAGAAGACAUAACAGAAAAAUGUACGUAUAGAAUCGAAGAUCAAGGAGAACAGUGCAUGAAUGAUGUUGAGAGGAAGGGAAUCGAGGUUGAAAUGGCUGUGGACGAAAAGGUAGCGAAGUUUAAGCGCUGGUUGAGUGCUCCUGCGCAGCCCUUGGUUGAUGAGUUGGAUACUAAUUCUAGACGCAAUUCUAUCUAG
This is a messenger RNA of Aspergillus uvarum CBS 121591, 1506 nucleotides long. RefSeq lists its product as uncharacterized. The transcript has 2 exons. Bases 1 to 1506 code for a protein of 501 amino acids. The record is from RefSeq and is a predicted model, not a curated record. Lineage: Eukaryota; Fungi; Ascomycota; Eurotiomycetes; Eurotiales; Aspergillaceae.